Molecule: messenger RNA, 1686 nt
Organism: Aphanomyces invadans
Lineage: Eukaryota; Oomycota; Saprolegniomycetes; Saprolegniales; Verrucalvaceae
Exons: 11
Coding region: 10-1686 (558 amino acids)
Molecular function (GO): calcium ion binding; microtubule binding
Source: RefSeq, a predicted model, not a curated record
CGGGGCUUCAUGGGGCAGUUGCACGGGAAAGCGUCGUUUGCGACGGCGGCGCUGCCGUUCCUGAACAUUUCCGAGAAGGACGUCAACAAAUGCUGGGAAUCGUUCAACGACGUGGCGGAAGGCUUUGGUAUCAAUCGCAUUGAGAUGAUCGACAUUUGCAGCCCAUUGCAAGAUUCGUUUGAAAUCAAAGCGAAAGCAGAGAUGGAGCGGAUCACGGGCCUGCUCUUUGACGCCAUGGAUACUGACGAGAAUGGGCUCGUGGAUGCGCUGGAGUUCCUCGGGGCACUGGCGCUCUUAAGCGCCAUGACGAUACCUCAGAAGAUUACAUUCGUGUACAACUGCUAUGACUUCAACGAAAGCGGCGAAAUCACCAUUGACGAGCUUACGUUGGCGAUGAAGUCGACUCUCACCGGUCUGUGCAAGCUCUCUAUCGGGCGCUCUUGUCCCACCGAGCUCGUCCUCGAGGAAAUCGCGUUGUUUGCGUUUCGCAAAGCAGGCAAGCACCCCGACAAGUGCAUCACGCUGCCCGAAUACAUUAAAUACUGCGAAACAACGCCCGAGGUCAACACGUGGGUGUGCUUUUUCGACGCUCCUCGCGACUUGUCGGACGAACAUGACAUUGGAGACAGCGACGUGGAUGUGGAAGCGAGCAUUCCGAUCUACUCACGCUCCCACAGCGCCAACAUGGACGCCGACGCUCCAAACGACCUCGUGCACCAGUACGCGGCCAACGAAGAGCCUGCGUUGACACAGCCAUGGCAAAACACAGUGGCAAAUGCUGCCCCGACCGCUGUUCCUGACAACCCGAUCCCGUUGCCAAGCAUGGCGCUCGACUGGAUUUACGGCAUGAAUUCUGUACUGCGGCAGUGCGUCGACUACGUGUCCACCAACGAAAUCAUCUACCCGGCGGCGUCGGUCGUCGUUUUGUACGAUCAUGUCGAGCAUAAACAGCGGUACUGCCAAUACCACACCGACCUCGUGUUGAGUGUUGCGGUCCAUCCGAACCAGUCGGUCGUGGCGACGGGCGAGCGAGGAUCGCGCCCGCGAAUCUGCGUAUGGGAGGUCCAGUCGCUGCGUCUCCUAUGCACCUUGCGCCAUUUGCACUCGGUUGGAGUCGGCCACUUGGCAUGGAUGCCAGAUGAAAGGACGCUGCUCUCGUUGGGCAACGAUGCGUACCACACGCUGGCCAUUUAUCAGUGGCCCACGUCUGCGUUGCUCGGGCUCCCGCAAUUGAUUUACACGGAGCGGACGUCUCGAUACCGCGUGCUAGCCAUGCAACCUGUCACGUCCUCGCUCUUUAUCACGUGCGGCCAGCGCCACAUCCACUUUUGGUACCAGGACAGCAUCGAGAGCUCGCCUGGCGUCGUAUUUCAUCCAAAGCCGGGGGUGUUGGGGAAGAAGGCCAAGAUGCAGACCCUGCUUAGCGUCGCCUCCAUCACGGACAAGUUGACGUUGUCGGGCACCGUGCGUGGCGAGAUUUGGCUAUGGGAAGGGCGCAACGUCGUCAAGGUCCUGUUUGCCCAUGCAGCAGCAGUAAACGUGCUGCAUGUGUUUUCCGGGGGGGUUGUGUCUGGCGGAAAAGACGGGAAAAUCCGCCUCUGGAGCAAACGGAUGGAACCUGGCGCGUCGUUUGAUAUUGUCGCGCAGCGCUUGGGAGCUUUAUCGGCCGUGUUCGGAGCGCUGUGA